Messenger RNA from Ctenopharyngodon idella (grass carp), 4468 nucleotides. It is a transcript of the gene drd7, whose product is annotated as dopamine receptor D7. The record is from RefSeq and is a predicted model, not a curated record. Lineage: Eukaryota; Metazoa; Chordata; Actinopteri; Cypriniformes; Xenocyprididae. Gene Ontology annotation, biological process: adenylate cyclase-activating adrenergic receptor signaling pathway. Gene Ontology annotation, molecular function: G protein-coupled receptor activity. Gene Ontology annotation, cellular component: membrane.
AAUAAUAAUUAUGACCUAUUAGGCUAUAUAACCCUAUAGCACGACAAGAGCACUUUAGGUGACUAGUGGGGAGUUUAUUGGACGAGGGGAGGAAAACAAAACUUCACUAAUUUGAUAAUACUUAUGUAGGUUGGUUUUGUUGAUUAACGAGUGGUUGUUAAGACUGUGUUCAACUAAUAACGUCGGUCGUCAAAUCUUUUCGAUGAAUCCGUUGAACCGGUUCACAAAACCUGACUGAACGAUUCGUUCAUGAAUCAAUCGGUCCGAGCUCUCGAGUCAAGUGGCUGGAUUAGGCAUAGCAUACAAACUUUCCAUCCAUUCUUUCUGCACAACGCAUUCCGAGCACACAUCUUACGGUUUCUGCCAAAUAUAAAGGUAACGCAGCAGAAAUGGAAAGCAUACUGAUUUGGCUUUUUAGCUUAUAUGUAUACGAAACAUUGGUUUAAAUAAACCAGCAAAAACAAGAUAUAUGGGCUAUUUAAAUUAUGAACUAUUGUGUAUUGUCAAUGCAAAUUAUAUGUAGAUAUGUAUCGUCGCGAUGUCAGAGACCACGUGAUGACGCGAUUACGCAAUGACGUAAAAUAACAGCUGAAUAUAACAGCUUUUAAAACUGGUUCUUUGAAAUUAACUGUUUGAAGGAAUUGUUUCCCUUGAAGAGUCGGAUCUGCCAUCACCAUAACCUCUUCUGUCUGUUUUCUUGUGGGACAGUAAUGUACGUAUACUGCCAUCUUGUGGAUAAUGGUACACUUACGGGAACAGAAUUGCAAAUUAAUCUAUAAACGCUAAUUAGACUUCAUUAGUCAGACGGCAGCUGUGUUCUAAGAAACAUGAUUCACCACUUACCUUCCACUUCGUUGCUUUAUUUGUUUAAUAAUAAACAUUCGAAUUAUUUCUAUAAAGCCUAAUACCUAAUUGAAAACAUAAAAUAUUCAAAAAUAAAUAAAUAAUACAUAUCCCAUAAUUUACAUGGCAUGAGUCACAUUCUCUCUCUCUCCAGUAUUUUCUUAGGCUCCUCCCCCUAGUCCUACUUCCAAGAUCAUUAGUCUCACCCUCUGCACUGUAUUCUCACUCACUUCUCUGGUUGAAGGAAGAAGGUAAGGUUAUUUCAGAAAUGUUCAAUUAUCACAGGCAACUCUCUCAUUAAUGGAUGACUUCCUGAAGUCUUUGGAUAUUAAACUAUCCGCAAAUGUUCCCCAAAGGAUGGAUGCUUGAUCAAAAGACUUCAUUUUUCAGCUUGCAGCCAGGGUAAUAGGGACAUCCCGGAAGAUGGUAAACCAGACUGAAGGUUAUGUCUCAGAGCUAAUAACUCGCACCACGACUGCUUGUCUGCUUUUUAUUUUUGUGCUCUCCACCUUUCUAGGGAAUGCUCUGGUGUGCACCGCGGUGGUACGGUUCCGUCAUCUGCGCUCCAAAGUGGCGUACGUGUUUGUAGUGUCUUUGGCUGUCUCAGAUCUCUUAGUUGCCUCUCUUGUGAUGCCAUGGAAGGCAGCUGCUGAGAUUGUGGGUUUCUGGCCAUUCGGCAGUUUCUGUGAAGUAUGGAUAGCCUUUGACAUCAUGUGCUCCACCGCCUCCAUUCUUAACCUGUGCAUCAUAAGUGUGGAUCGUUACUGGGCUAUUGCUAUCCCAUUGAGCUACGAGCAGAAAAUGACAAGAAGAGUGGCAUUUGUCAUGAUUGGAGUGGCAUGGACCCUCUCUGUUCUGAUCUCAUUUAUUCCCGUGCAGCUGAGUUGGCAUAAGACUCCCGGCCAAAAAGAAGACCUAGGAGGAAUGGCUGAAAAAUGCGAUGCCAGUUUAAACCGCACUUACGCCAUCACUUCAUCUCUAAUCAGCUUCUACAUCCCUGUCUCCAUAAUGAUUGUCACUUACACACGAAUCUUCCUCAUAGCGCAAAGGCAGAUCCGAAGGAUAUCAAUGCAAGAGUGCACCAUUAAACAUGUUCAGUCCUGCCAAAGCUGCAAUAAAGCUCCUGAAGAGAAGUUGAAAAGCUCAUUUAGGAGGGAAACCAAAGUCCUGAAAACUUUGUCAAUGAUCAUGGGUGUGUUUGUCUGCUGUUGGCUCCCUUUCUUCAUUCUCAACUGCAUGGUGCCAUUUUGUGACCCUGGCCUCCACAAUGCCGGGCAGAUCCCAUGUGUCAAUAAGACAACCUUUGAUGUGUUUGUUUGGUGUGGGUGGGCGAACUCUACCUUGAAUCCUGUAGUUUAUGCCUUUAAUGCAGAAUUCCGCAAAGCGUUCUCCAGUCUCUUGGGAUGUGGGAAGUUGUGCUCUCGGAAUACGAUUCAAACGGUUGACUUCAGCAACGAGCUGGUGUCGUAUCAUCGUGACUCCACAAACCUUCGAGAUGUUCACCUCUUCGGUCACCCCUGUCUGCAUCCGCACGCUGUCAGAGACAUGCGCUUUGAUACAGUGUCACAGAUGGCUGAAGUCCCUUUUGAGACUGAAUGUAACUUUGUAUAUGGGGAAAGGCCUCCUAUGCUAGAUCAUGGAGAAACAGAAUUAUCCUUGGAUAAAAUCAUACCAUUUACAAAAGCAGACGAGUUAGUGUCUCUUGAACAUGUGGUUCAUAAUGAAGGCGAAUCUCCUAGUAUCUCUGGAAUACUGUGAUCUGUAAAUAUAUUUAGGUGUACUUUGACUGAGAAUAAUUAUUUUUUUAUGUAUUAGACAAACUGAGUGAGACAGUGACUAAUUGAAUUGGCUUAGAGAACUGAUUUUGAAUGCUGUUUCCUAAUUACUCUGCUCAUGAAUCAUUCAAAAGGUCACUCACUAUGAGAUAUACAUAAAGAUCCUAUAUAGAGCUGUACAUUUCUUUUAUCAGCUAAAGCUCAUGAUACAGUAUGUUAUUUCUACUUGAAAAUGUCCAAUCUUUUUCAGUUAACUGACUAAAUGGAGGAAAUAAACAUGUCUUCUUGAAAAUUUUUGUUCACUUUGCUGAAAAUGAAUUACCACUGACUUUGAAAUGUCCUCCAUCCUCUCUUAAAGGGAAAAAGGCACUGACAGAUUUUGAUUUAUUUAUUUGAGCAUGGCAUAUGAGAGUUCAUGCAACCAUCUUAACAAUUACUUAAUUACUUAAUCUGUCUGGAAACUCUUUUGUCCAAACAAAGCUUCUGUUCAUUAAAUUGAUUUAUUCACAGUAUGUCCACCCUGUUGGAGGCUGGGAUAUAUAUAUUUUUUUAAAGAUAAUACAAUUGAAACUUAAAAUAUGUGGAUGUAUAAAAUGAUAGCUUACAUGAAAUGCUUUAAGGAAGUUGUUGUCCUGCAGUGUGAUAUCCAAUACUCAAUCUUAAGUAUUUCAUUCUUUUAUAGACUAUAUCUUCUGGUGUUGUUACCUCAUAUAUUAUUUGAUGGACUACUUGGAAAAUGUGUACAUUUUGCCACUCCGGCAGAAGGUCUGGACGCUAUUGCAGCUUUCAUUGGACAAUGACCGCCCAAGGGGACGUUUGACUGACAUGUAAUGCAACCAAUCACAGUUCGUUUUGUUUCGCGUCAUGUUUAGGGGCGUGAAAAUGUAAAGUCGAUGUCCCUACAAUAAAAGACCAGCGUGCAUCUAAUAAAUUAUUCAUUUAAGAACACUGUGCAAGUUUACUGCACGACGGAUUUCUUAUUCCAUGAGGGGGUUUUGCGUCACGGCAUUUGUUUCUAGGCGGACCGUUCAAGAACGCGACACACACGUCUCCCGGACAUCAUGUAGAAUUCAACCAACCAGAUGGAGACUUCGAAAAUUCUAAUGUGUUUCCAGUUAAGUGUGCCAUAUGCAUGUUUAUGGCUGGUUUAUGACUACUCUGAAAUAGGAAAAAUAAGAAAAAGAAAAAAAAAUCAAAAUGGUCAAACUUUGAAAUCAUGCAGUACCAGGAUCAAAAUAUUCACUUUCCUGUAUACAUUUAUAUAAAGUUUAACCUAAAUUGAUUUAAAAAGAAAUCCCAAUCCCCAAAUGUUUACAAAAAUAAUUAAAUUAAUUAAUUAAAGAAUGUCUAGCCAACAUAGUAAUGACUUUUAUUUAUAAAAAAAAAAAAAAAAAAAAAAACUUAAAUUGAACAAGCAUAAUGCAGCUUUUACUUGAGCAGAUAAAGAAGACAAAUGAGCACUCAUAUCAUUCUGAUAUCAUAUCAUAUUUGUUUUUAUUAGGAGUUUUAUACUAAAACAGGUUCAUGGACAAAAUAUAAGUUUAUGAAUACAUGUUAAGAAAAAAGUAUACAAAAAAAAAAAAAAAAUAUUUUCACUGAUGGAAUGUAUUUUGCCUUUGGUAGUAACAUUCAACAAACCAUCGCUUAACUAUUAAUAAAUUAAGUGUUUGUUCUGUAUUGCUGUAUUUACAGGAAAGUCUCGUAUAAUCCAAUACAAAAUAUAAAUAUAACAUGAAUCAUAGUGAUAAAACACACUUAACUUUUUUAGUCACAUACGCACGUGCACACACGCUCGCACACGAUGAACUUUGAACAAACUGUUAGCCUAAUGUAUGCACAUUUUGGACACU